Ilex paraguariensis (yerba mate) is the source of this 1218-nucleotide messenger RNA. The record is from the annotation of a GenBank genome assembly. Lineage: Eukaryota; Viridiplantae; Streptophyta; Magnoliopsida; Aquifoliales; Aquifoliaceae.
AUGAUAUGUGAAGUCCCUCUUCAAUCUUACCUUUCCUUCAACGACCCAUUGUUUGAGCGUCUCAAUUCCCAUGGUGGAAAGCAGCCUUUUAAGGGUGACUGUAGAAACAUAGAAGAUGUUGACAACUGCCUCUGCCUUGUUGAGAUCGAAGACAAGCAACUGAAGGCACUUCGCAGCCUUCUUCUUUCACUAUUAAGAAUGAUAACAAUCCUUUUGAUGAGACCACCUCUCAACAAGGAGAUGAACUCUGAUCCCAAAUACUCGACAAUUCGCUUCAAACUCACUUACAGUUUUCUAAUCAUGGCAAGGAAGAUGCUAAUUGAUGGGGAGCUAGGCAAUGCUACUGAAGAAGAGGCUCACUAUGACUUUGACUUGUUCGUGAUUGGGGCCGGAAGUGGCGGUGUUCGGGCUGCUCGAUUUUCAGCUCAGUAUGGAGCUAAGAAGGUUGGGAUUUGUGAGCUUCCAUUUCAUCCAAUCAGUUCAGAAGUUGUUGGAGGCGUUGGUGGAACGUGUGUCAUUCGUGGUUGUGUUCCUAAAAAGAUUUUGGUCUAUGGAGCAUCCUUUGGGCCGGAACUUGAGGAUGCCAGGAAUUAUGGGUGGGAAUUGAAUGAGAAGAUUGAUUUCAAUUGGAAGAAACUUUUGCAGAAGAAGACAGAGGAAAUAAUCAGGUUAAAUGGAAUCUACAAGCGAUUACUUUCAAAUGCGGGGGUUAAACUGUUUGAAGGAGAGGGAAAGGUAGUUGGUCCUAAUGAAGUUGAAGUGACACAACUGGAUGGUACUAAAUUGCGCUACUCGGCAAAGUACAUAUUGAUUGCAACUGGGAGCAGGGCUCAGCGUCCAGAUAUUCCUGGGCAGGAGCUGGCUAUUACAUCUGAUGAGGCUUUGAGCUUGGAUGAGUUACCUAAGCGUGUUGUUGUACUAGGGGGAGGGUACAUUGCUGUUGAGUUUGCUUCAAUAUGGCGUGGGAUGGGUGCCACGGUGGAUCUAUAUUUCAGAAAGGAACUUCCAUUGAGAGGCUUUGAUGAUGAAAUGAGAGCAGCAGUUGCAAGAAAUCUAGAAGGCCGGGGAAUUAGUUUGCACCCAAGGACAACCUUGACGGAGCUGGUUAAAACUGAAGAUGGCGUAAAAGCUCUCACAGACCAUGGUGAAGAAUUGAUUGCGGAUGUUGUACUAUUUGCCACUGGUAAUUCCAUGCCCUCUUUAUUUGAUUUUUUUUAA